AACAUCAUUACCCAAUCGAAAUCCAACAUUGGAUUUGCCUAUCUAAAUCCACAAACUACUCACUCACUUUCUCCUAUAUUCUUGUUUCAUUAUUUUGCAACUUUGUCACUCACCAUUCAUUACACAACUCAAAGAGAAAAAAUAAUGGGUUGCAACACAUUGAUGAGUUCUAUUGCAAUCUCAGCUUUUCCAUCACUUCUUUCUUCAUCAAAAUCAAGAUUUGCAACUUCUCUUCCAAUUCCAAAUGUUGCAUCUUCUUCAAGAUUCAAUAUGACUGCUGAUAAUUGGAUGCCUGGUCAGCCUAGACCUCCUUAUCUUGAUGGCUCAGCUCCUGGUGACUUUGGAUUUGACCCUCUUCGUCUUGGUGAAGUGCCAGAGAAUCUUGAGAGAUUCAAAGAGUCAGAACUGAUUCACUGCAGAUGGGCCAUGCUUGCUGUUCCAGGGAUUUUGAUACCAGAGGCAUUAGGGUUAGGAAAUUGGGUAAAAGCUCAGGAAUGGGCAGCAGUCCCUGGAGGACAAGCAACAUACCUAGGGAACCCUGUUCCAUGGGGCACCCUACCCACCAUUUUGGUCAUUGAAUUCCUUGCUAUUGCAUUUGUUGAACACCAAAGGAGUAUGGAGAAAGACCCUGAAAAGAAGAAAUACCCUGGUGGUGCUUUUGAUCCUUUGGGAUACUCUAAAGACCCUAAAAAGUUCCAUCAAUACAAAAUUAAAGAAGUUAAGAAUGGACGUCUUGCAUUGUUGGCUUUUGUUGGAAUAUGUGUUCAACAAUCAGCUUAUCCAGGGACUGGACCUUUGGAGAAUUUGGCUACUCACUUGGCUGAUCCAUGGCACAACAACAUUGGAAAUAUCCUUAUUCCACCACAAUAAAUUUCUCCAUCAAAAUUUAUCAAUCUUUCUUAUAUUAGCAGCUACAUGUAAAACUCCACCCAAUAUAUUUUGUAAUGAAUCAUAUCACUAUGUUUGUAUCCUUGUCUUUGUAAUUAUACUUUUAAAUAUUAAUACUCGUUUGGUAUCAAAGGAA
Molecule: messenger RNA, 1024 nt
Organism: Cicer arietinum (chickpea)
Lineage: Eukaryota; Viridiplantae; Streptophyta; Magnoliopsida; Fabales; Fabaceae
Product: chlorophyll a-b binding protein 6, chloroplastic
Biological process (GO): photosynthesis, light harvesting
Cellular component (GO): membrane
Source: RefSeq, a predicted model, not a curated record